UGAUAUCAAGACUUUUGUACGUUAAAGCCUCUCGUUAAAAGGAUUUUUGUUUUAAAAAUAUAGUGUUUUCCGAGCUUGUGAUCCAUCCCUGUAGUUUCGGUACCCCUGAAAAAAGCGUGGUCGAAGCGAAGCAAUACGUUUUUCUCCUUUAGUGUGGACGUUCUCACUUAAACGGCAAAACCUCCAGCAAUCCAGCCAUUUUCUUAGAAAACUUAAAAAGGGCGGCGCUUUUGAAAAGUAAAACGCCAACAAUAAAAUGGCUGAUGUGGAUGCAGGAAACGAGACCCCCGUCGUCGAGAAGGUUCCAUCACAGGAAGACGGUGCUCUGGAGAAGGACGAAGUUGCCACCGAGGAGAACGGAGCACCGGCCGAAGCCUUCGAUUGUAAGAAGCUGACCUCCGAGGACGCUGCUCCCGCCACCGAAGAUCAGAAGGAGGUGUACGCGGAUGAAGACCAGAAGGAGAAGUCUGCCGCCGAGGAGGCCAAGGAGGAAAGCGUCGAAGCAGCUCCAGCUGCUGGCAGUGCCGCCGAGGAGGCCAACGGGGACUCAACGGAUGCUCCCGAUGCCGAGGCCUUGAAGCGGAAGAUGGACGAGUCUGCCGCCGAGGAGACAGGGGCACCGGCCGAGGACGACGUUUGUAAGAAGCUGACCUCCGAAAACGCUGCUCCCGCCACUGAGGAUCAGAAGGAGGUGUUCGCGGACGACGACCAGAAGGAGGAGGCCAGGAAGGAGAGCAUCGAAGCAGCUCCAUCAGCUGUUGACGUCGCCAAGGCCUUGAAGCGAAAGGCGGACGAGUCUGCCGCCGUGGCCGAGGCCUCCAUCCCGCAAAAACGGGCAAAGGUGGACGUGGACGAGGACGAGGUCAGCACAGAUGAGGAGCUACGGAAGAGUUCACCUCCAUGGGUCUUAGAAUACUAACACACUCGCAAGUCACAGGUCAGCGACACUUCAAUCCUAUGACGAUCGCGUGUGACUCAUACCCCUAAUAAUCCUUCAAAUGGGAGCUUAGUAACGUACUGAUUCGAAACCGACAACAAUAAACAAAAACAAAAAAAUAAUUGAAAACUGCUUAUGUUUUCAAUAACUCGAGAUCAAGAGAAAUCUCGGUGAAAGUAAAAAUACGGAUGGAUUGGUAUCAAGAGAAUAA
Molecule: messenger RNA, 1148 nt
Organism: Drosophila biarmipes
Lineage: Eukaryota; Metazoa; Arthropoda; Insecta; Diptera; Drosophilidae
Product: glutamic acid-rich protein-like
Exons: 3
Coding region: 257-919 (220 amino acids)
Source: RefSeq, a predicted model, not a curated record